AUGGACGGCUUCAAUUCUUUUAAUGGCAAGCCAGCCUCGAAUGGCUCUGGAUCCCAAGGUGACGCUGGCUCUCAAGGGGCGCCUGGUGUAAACCCCGCUGGGCUCCCUAUCCCUCCCGCUAAUGGACAGGGAGGCAGCGAAAUGGCCCCAGUGUUCCAGAAUGAUUCUGCACGCCAAACUCUAUGGAUGGGUGAACUUGCACCAUGGAUGGACGAGAACUUCAUCCGCACUGUCUACAAUAGCGCCAUGAAUGAGAAUGUUCAAGUAAAAAUCAUUCGUGAUCGACACUCUGGCAAUGCUGGCUAUUGUUUCGUCGAGUUUUCCACCCCUGAAGGGGCCCAAAAGGCUCUCCAGCUGAAUGGAUCCCCCAUCCCCAAUACCGACAGACUGUUCCGCCUCAACUGGGCUUCUGGUGGCGGAUUGGUUGAUCGUCGUGAUGAUCGUAGCCCCGAGUAUUCCAUCUUUGUUGGCGAUCUCGGGCACGAGGUUAAUGAGUUUGUCCUUGUUGCCCUCUUUCAGAACCGGUUCCCAUCCUGCAAAUCAGCAAAGAUCAUGACAGAUCAGCAGACUGGGCAGUCUCGCGGCUAUGGAUUUGUACGCUUCUCAAACGAAGAGGACCAGCAGCGUGCACUCACUGAGAUGCAAGGCGUCUAUUGUGGUAAUAGGCCUAUGCGCGUGUCUCCCGCCACUCCUAAGAAUCGCGGCCACCAGGGAAACCAUUAUAACCAGUUCGGCGGCGCUCAACAAAUGGUGCCUGCUCCUCAAGCUCCUCAUCACGGUGCGAUGGGUGGCGCGGCGCCUUGGAUGGCCCAGCCCCAACAGUCCUAUGGCUACCAACCUGCUGGAACUUUCAAUCCCAUGGCGAUGAACCAAUUCACCGACCCGAAUAACACGACCGUCUUCGUUGGUGGCUUAUCUGGCUACGUUACCGAGGAUGAGCUACGUUCAUUCUUCCAAGGUUUUGGAGAAAUCACCUACGUCAAGAUUCCCCCUGGAAAGGGCUGCGGAUUUGUUCAAUUUGUCCAUCGGCAUGCUGCAGAGAUGGCUAUCAAUCAGAUGCAGGGCUAUCCCAUCGGAAACUCACGAGUUCGCUUAUCUUGGGGCCGAUCGCAGAAUAACUCGGGUGUCGGCACCCCUUAUCGCCCUGCUCCUCCCCCUCCCCACUAUUUCCCUCCGGGUCCAACUGGACCCGCUGGCCCUCCUGGCCCUGGUGCCUUUGGCGGCGCUUUCGGUGGUAGCGCUCAUCAGGGCCCUCCCGGUGGACUUGGACCUCAGGAUAUAAUGCUGACCUGUCACAGUGAUCCUUCUUUGCACAUUUUGCAUCACGGCGUCCUGCGUUUCUGGCGUUACGGCCCGGUCAAUUGUUGA
Messenger RNA from Xylaria bambusicola, 1368 nucleotides. RefSeq names its product RNA-binding domain-containing protein. The coding region runs from base 1 to 1368 and encodes 455 amino acids. The record is from RefSeq and is a predicted model, not a curated record. The transcript is spliced from 5 exons. Gene Ontology annotation, biological process: mRNA splice site recognition. Gene Ontology annotation, cellular component: cytosol. Gene Ontology annotation, molecular function: mRNA binding. Lineage: Eukaryota; Fungi; Ascomycota; Sordariomycetes; Xylariales; Xylariaceae.